This is a messenger RNA of Coturnix japonica (Japanese quail), 1252 nucleotides long. The record is from RefSeq and is a predicted model, not a curated record. Lineage: Eukaryota; Metazoa; Chordata; Aves; Galliformes; Phasianidae.
UAUGGACCCCCCCCAUUUCAUAUAUGGACCCCCCCCUCACUUGAACCCCCAUUAUAAACAAAGACCCCCCCAUUAGCACCCCACUGCCGCCAUUUUGGGUCUGGACCCCUUCAAGAUGGCCGCCUGGCCGCCAUUUUGGAUCUGGAUCCCCCCCCAAGAUGGCCGCCACCCUUUCAAGAUGGCCGCCUGGCCGCCAUUUUUGAUCUGGACCCCCCCCCACAGUAGGGACCAGGACCCCCCCCCCCCCCUUUGAUGUUAAUGAAGUUAUUAUUAAUUGGGGGGGGUCUUUGUUAAUUAGGGGGGAGGAAUUAAUGAUGGGGGGGAUCCUGUUGUUUGAGGGGGGGUCAUGUUAAUGAGGGCAGGAUAUGCUAAUGAAGGAGGGAUAUGUUAAUGAGGGGGUUCCUUUCAUUCAUUCAUGUUAAUAAGGGCAGGAUAUGUAAAUGAGGGGGGUCUUUAUGUUAAUGAGGGCAGGAUAAUUAAUUAAAGGUGGUCCUUUUGUUAAUGAGGGCAGAAUAUGAUAAUGAGGGGGGGUCCUUUUAUUAAUGAGGGCAGGUUAUGUUAAUGAGGGGGAUCCUUCAGUUAAUGAGGGCACGAUAUGUUAAUGAGGGGGGGCUGCCAUCGUUAAUUAUUGUUAAUGAAGGGGGGGGUUAAUUAAAAUCGUGGGACCUCGUUGUCCGGCUGUUCGUUCCUCGGCCGGGAUUCGAACCCUCGGCCUUUAAGGUAACGAGUCCUCCGGGCCGCUAGGGGGCGCUGUUAGAGGGAGGAGAAACGAACGGCCGGAAGCGGCGCUCGAACCGGAAACGGAAAUCAAAGCGGCGGAAGCGACGCUCUCCGAAGCCGAAGGGGAAGAAGAACCGCGAUGGCGGAGGAGGGCAAGGGGGGAUACAGCGGUGAGAUAUGGGGAUACAGCGAGCACGAUGACCGCGUUGUUGGCCGCGGUUUCUCUGGUCGCCGUAAGAAAGGCCGGGGUCCGUUCCGCGGGAAGAUGUACAGCGAGAUGAACCGCAACAGCCGCAACCGGGGGGGAACCGGCCCCAGCAGCAGCCGACAGAGACAGGACGAGGACGACGGGGACGUGGCCAUGAGCGACGCGCACGACGCACCACGGGGACGAUAUUUGCCCUAUGGGCCCCGUCCCAGCCGUGCCCGCCCACCUAGACGGUGCGUCGUGAUCUUUCCCCCCACCGGAUCGAAGGGAGGGCGGCUCCACGGGACGGAGGACCGCAGGAACUGGGUUCAAAAUCGACGGUGA